Molecule: messenger RNA, 2071 nt
Organism: Mugil cephalus (flathead mullet)
Lineage: Eukaryota; Metazoa; Chordata; Actinopteri; Mugiliformes; Mugilidae
Product: butyrophilin subfamily 2 member A1-like
Exons: 5
Coding region: 64-687 (207 amino acids)
Source: RefSeq, a predicted model, not a curated record
GUCAAGACUUAAUUAGUUUUAUUAUUAUUAUUAUUAUUAUUAUUAGUUGACAUUAUUUUAACAAUGACAGUAACAACAUUGUUCGCUUUCGUGACUGUUGCAUCGUUGAUCGUUUCCCCAGAAAAACGUCCCAUCAUCAACCAGACUCAGCUGAUUGAAGCACCAGAAGGAUCUAAUUUGACUCUACAGUGUCAAACUGAUCCAGAGAUCAACCUAACAAACUACACCUUGGACUGGAGGAGAAUGGACAUCACAAAUGUCUCAGACCGCUUUGUCUACUCCCGUCGUCGUGGGACAGAUCAUCCUGAGGAACAGAUGCAGCGAUACAAGAACAGAGCAGAGCUGAUUAAAGAGGACCUGACCAGAGGAUGGAUGACUCUACUGAUCCCCACAGUCCAGCAGUCUGACUCAGGACACUUCAGAUGCUUCAUCCCAAAGCUGAGGGUCGGCUUUGUUUUCAACAUUACCGUGACAAAGAGAGAGGAUGUCGCCACGACGACGUCUCCAGGAUACAGAGUCAUGAACCCCACUGUGUCUGGUCCUGUAGAGAAGAGAAGCCACUGGAUCAUUCUUGGCGUCUGUAUUUGUUUCCUUGUUCUUGGUUUCAUCAUUGGAGUCCUGGUGAAGAACAGAAGGAUUAGGAUGCGCAGACGGAGAAUAGAUGAAGAAAUGGGAAUAAGAAGAUGAAGGAGACGAGGACGAGGACAGAGACAAAGAUGAGGACGAGGACGUCACCAACGUGAACGUGGUCAUGAACCUCCAGCAUUAGAUUAACAGAGUGGUGGAUGAAGUCUUGUGAAGCCCAAGCUUCUUCCUGAUUGAACCAAAAAACAAAACAAAACAAAACAAACAAACAAAAAAAAAAAAACAAAUUCAAAGCUUCGCUAAACUUAUUUUUAAUGGCCCGGCGAUAUGAAACGCUGAUAACACAUAAACUACAAAUCCCAUAAUGCAGUGCAACAGCUGCCUUGCCGAGCGAUCAAGCGAAGCUUCUGUUGCUGUAAACAACAGAAGAAUCUGACAUCUCAGCAGACACUUGUCACCCGAGCGAAAUCGCAAAGUGAAGCUGCAGUGAAAACACGCUUUAUUGCGGCAGAAGAGAGAGCCAAAUCAGCUUCUGAAGGGCCGUAUGAUGAAGGUGUGUGACGUCUUGUGUCCAGACAAAAAGCAUGUGUUGGCAAAUGUAAGCCUGAGUAGAAAUACGGUUGCGGGACGGUUUUGUGAGAUGGUCACUGAUUUAAGAACACAGUUCAUUGUAAGAAGCAAAGACUAUGUUUGCAUACUCUUGCUGUGGAUGAAAGCACUGACGUGAAGGACACUGCACAGCUAGUCAUCUCCACUUUGUGCGUUUACAGAGGAAAUGUUGGACAUGAAAUCGAUGCACGGGACAACGACAGGAAAAGACAUUUUUGAAAACGUAUGUCAAUGCGCACUUUGUUGAUAAACUGAGCGCACUUCGCACUGAGUUCUCUCGCAGCUUUGGAGACUUUGAAGCACAAAAGGGGAAUUCCGAGCUGUUUCGCAACCUAUUUGUUGCUCAGAUGGAGCAGAUAGAGCUGCAGGGUGAUGGGACACUAAAGACAAAGUACGACAGCGAAGGGCCCGCACAGUUUAUUCGCUCCAUUCCUGAAGCAAUGCAUCAGCUCCGUCUCCCUUGCGCAUGUUUGGUAGCACAUAUCCGUGUGAGAAGAUUAACAAAACGGCACACAAGAGUCGUCUCACCUGCAGUCCAUCCAGAGAAUGUCCACAACACAGAACCUUACACCAAACCUAAACGAAUCUGUCGCCAAGAUGCCAAGCAUCCAACUCUGACAAAACGGCAUAAGCGCACAGAAAACUUUGUUUUUUAAUUGCAAAAAAAAAGCAUUAUUAUUAUUUUUUUUUCUGGGAUUUUUGCAGCAUUUUCGUAGUUGUAACUUGUAUAAUUUUGACAAGAGGUGUUUUUAUGAAGAGCAAAUUAUAAGUUCCUUUAUUCUGGAACAAUAUUCCUGUCUGCUUUAAGUUGUAUUUAUGUUCAAAAAGCAUUUAGUUUUAGGGUGUUCAAUAAAUGUUUAUCCUGUUCGGCCCGCGA